Molecule: messenger RNA, 1329 nt
Organism: Emiliania huxleyi CCMP1516
Lineage: Eukaryota; Haptophyta; Isochrysidales; Noelaerhabdaceae
Exons: 9
Coding region: 1-1329 (442 amino acids)
Source: RefSeq, a predicted model, not a curated record
AUGCACACGCUGACGGCCCCGCCCCCGCCCUGGCCGAAUUGCAUCCUGCUCUUCGUUGCUCUCCUGCUGUGGAGUGGGAUUGAGAAGACCAAGCCGGCGGAUGCGGAGUUGGACGACGAGCUGCUCGCCUCCAAGUCGGUCCGGGACGGCAUCGCCGCGCUCAAGCAGUACCGCAAGUCCGCCAUCUCUCUGCAGGACCAGUUUGCAAAGGACGGCAACAUGAACCUGAUCCCCGUCAUCCGGAAGGAGUUCGACUUCUCCAAGCUGCGCGACGACCUCAACGUGGUCACGACCGUCUUCGACGACCAGACCCAGCUCACCACCGACCAGCGCACCCGCAGCAUCAUCUACGACCUGACGGAGCUGGAGAACGCCGCCCGCCUCAAGAAGGGCGACCCGGAGCGCACGCCGAAGAAGAUUGCCAACGUCCAAAAGGUGGAGACGCCAUUGUACAGCGGAAAGUACAGGAGCCAGCGAGUCGGGUGGACGGCGCCCGCGGUGCCGGGCGGCUGGAGUGCUGCGAGCUGCUGGCACACGUGCGUGGCGCUCGGCGCGGUCGUGCCGACCCACCUCCACAUGGAGCGGACCGCCGCGUCCGUCUCGAAUGCGACGGCAAAUCCGGCGGUCUGCAGCGAGAGGUCCCAGAUGCUGCUGCGCACCACGCCCUCUGCAGCAGCGGGCAAACGGUGGUAUGGGAAUCGCUUGACCGGGUCGGCGUCAAAGUGGCUGUUGACGAGCGUCAGGCUGUGCGCCUCGACAAAGUCGAUUUUGGUCACAUUGGGCGCCGGGCAUGGCGUGCCAAAGGGUCGCUCGUCGAAUGCGAGCCAGUUCGCUCGCGACGCCGACGCCGACGCCGCCGCCGGAACGACCGCGGCGGCCGGCGAUCGACUCCUGACACCCAUCGAGCGGAUGGGCGCGUUCCCGCCGCGACCCGCAACCGUCGAGGCGUCGAUGCUCGCCUCCACGCCCGCGCCAGACCUCCGCGAUUGGGGCGCCUUGUCGACGGGAUCAAUUGUGAUUCCGGGCGUAUUUUUCUGGUAUCUUACUCGCACGUCGGCGACUCUUAGUCGCUUCUCCGUGCUAGGAGGCCUCUGUUUUGUGUCCGUGAGGACUAGAUCGAAACUAACAUUCGGGAACAUUUCAGUAAGAUAUCAGAAAAAUGCGCGUUCGUUCACAAUUCAUGUGUAUAUGAACGGUGCCGACGGGUUUGGCGAGCAUCGAAGCCGUCCAGGCGCAGCAACGCGACGGCUGCUAGAGCAGCCCCGCGGAGCCUCCCGGAUGCAUCGGCACACCGUCGUCCAGGAUGACGGCGCACGCGCUGCCCAGUGA